Nicrophorus vespilloides is the source of this 4782-nucleotide messenger RNA. RefSeq names its product kinesin-related protein 4-like. Gene Ontology annotation, cellular component: kinesin complex; microtubule. The record is from RefSeq and is a predicted model, not a curated record. The transcript is spliced from 17 exons. NCBI's taxonomy places the organism in Eukaryota, Metazoa, Arthropoda, Insecta, Coleoptera, Silphidae. Bases 168 to 4517 code for a protein of 1449 amino acids. Gene Ontology annotation, molecular function: microtubule motor activity; ATP hydrolysis activity; microtubule binding. Gene Ontology annotation, biological process: microtubule-based movement.
CUGCUUUGGUCAAUCUCCACCCUCAUACACCUUGUCCUGUUGCCGCCAUUAUGCAAAUUGAAGAAAAUCACCGGCUAGCAAACACAUAAGGAAAAUUUUGAAAUGAUUAAAAUAUAAUUAAUGGUGUAUCACAGUGUUGAAGACUAGUGUACUAACAACUUACAAAUAUGCCGAACAAAAUGAUAGUAGCAAUGAGGUUGCGUCCUCUAGUAAACAACGCAGUUCUUAAAGAACAUAAACCAUCAAUAUAUAUUUAUAAUGGUAAUGUAUUUACUGAAGUGGAACGUUGUAAAUAUGCAGAGAAGGUGCUUUAUGAUCAUCUGUUUAUUGAUACUGAUGAUAAUAAAAAAGUGUAUGAAACUGUUAAGCCAAUGGUGGAAUCCUUUAUACAUGGCACAAAUGGCACAGUAUUUGUUUAUGGUCAACAGAAUUCUGGAAAGAAUCAUACACUUUACGGAACUUGCCUUGAUGUAGGAAUAGUUUACUUGAUGUUAAAUGAAGUUACGUCUCACAUUUCAUUGAAUGAAGAUAUAGAAUAUACAUUGAAAGUUGCAUUUGUGGAGGUCGCAGAAGAUGAUAAACUUUUGGACUUACAAGAUGUUGUAUCUAAAGCAUGUGCAAAAAAAGGCCUACAAUUUACGAAUGAUUUAAAGGAUUUAUUGGAGAGAGGUAGAUUUAUGUAUAAAUCUCACAACCAUGUUAUACUUUCGUUCAAUCUCCAAUACAAUAUACCUAAUGAGAACAAAUCAUUUGAUUCUCAAUUUAAUUUUGUCAUAUUGGCUGACCCAACAGGCAAAGAUACGGACAAGGAUCAUAACCACUUUACGUUAUCAUUACUAUUUACUUAUCUGCACGCACUUAGUAUUAAUGACACUCAAAUUGAUGUGGACAAGAUGUUGCUAAGUAGUGUACUUUCCAAAGCAGUGGGCGAUUUUGGAAAAUCAUUAUUUAUUGGAACAUUAUCACCAACAGAUGCCAAAAAUUCACUUUAUACAAUCAAGAAAAUCAAAUUAAUUAAGGACCCAGAAUUCAAAAAUGUGAGAGUUUCUGACUACAGUAAUCAGUUGUCAGGUAUUUUGUUAAAAAAGUUUAAAGUAAAUGAAGCAAGUCGCGAAUGUGAUUAUGACGACAUGGAAGAUGAAGAUUCUGAUUAUGAUGAAAAAGACUUUGUAACAAGACUUGAUGUGAGUCAAAGAGUGUAUAUCACUGAAAUUCCUCCUCAAUACUACAGACAAUUGAAUUCAAUUGGAUUGCUUAUUACAAAUGAUCAAACUCAUGAAAUAUCCAGCUUUUUUAUUUCUCACAAAAACGAUAAGAUUGGUACAUCCCUUGUGGCUUAUUUACCUGAUAAUUUACUACCAACUAAAAUUAACAAUGAUGCUGCUCUAUAUGACAAUGAACAAUUCAUCAAGAUUUGUAAAGAAGAGCAUAUACUACAAGUGUAUCUGAAUAAACUAAGGGGCAUAUAUCCUCUUGAUCCCGAAAAUCAAAUGGACUUUGAUUUACAAGAACUUCUGAGUGAUCAGAAUAAGGAUCCACCAACUGAACAGCAAAUUGAGAAUGAAUUUGAGUAUGUUGCCGGAGUAUCUGCUCCAAAUGAAGAUCCUGAAAUUUCUGGUAUAGAAUUUAAAUAUAUUGAUACACCUAGAACUGAUUAUGGUUCAGAAGCUGAAUGUUCAACUAGUCAAUAUGUUCAGUCAUAUGAACUAUAUGACAUUGACUUUUCGCCAAGUGAAGACGUAUACGUAAACAGUGAAUGUAAAGGGCAUAUUCUACAAAUUCAACAUUUAUUGAAGAAAAUCGAGGUACAUGAGGAGAAUUCAAGACAGUUACAGUCCGAAAACAUAAAGAUGAAGGAUCAAUUAGAGGAACAGAGGAAAAGAAAUAUGGAACUAUUCGACCACAUUAGACACAUUAAGAGCACGUUAUAUUCUAUCGUUAAUAAAGAAGUAUAUAAGGCGAAGUAUAUUUAUAAAUCCAACAUAAAGGUGUAUGAUAAGUUUUACAAGCAUGAACUUGAUACUCUAAGAAGAAUGUUUAUUCAAGCCCAACAAUUAGCAAAAGUAACAUUAAAAAAUUCUCAAGAGCCAAGUAAAUCUGUGAACACACAUGAAGAUAAAGGAGAAACGGCUAAUCAAGCGGGACAAGGCACGUCUACUGCAAAAGUUGUUAAAAGAGAAAAUGGCGACGAACGUGAAAAUAGACGAAUUGAAAUAUUAGAUAUAUAUUUUAAACAAAUAGAAACAAUAAAGAAAAAAAUAUCAUGUCAUAUAGAUAAUAUGGAGAAUCAUUUAAAAAUGGCCGUUUUAAUAGAUUGUAAAUUUUGUAAAGAAAACAAUGAGUGUUUCACUGCUGAGGAGGGAUAUUUGUAUAAACAGAACAAAAGCUUACAUCUGAUUCUGAAUAAGGCAAACAUCAUAUUGAACAGAAAUGUGAUUUACUUCAGAAAGAUACAAAAUAGAAAUAAGACAUUGGUAGCAGAUAACAAUAAAAUGAAAGUGAAUUUAAAUCUACUAAAUGAUAUAGGUAAAUGUCUAAAAGAUAAUCAUAAAUUUGAUUCAAAGUCUACACUAUAUCCAGUCCAUAAUAUGUUUUAUAAAAGACUGAUUGUUAAAACAAGUUUGGAUAACAUGGAGGAGAUAGAAAGUGAAAUACUGAAUGAUAUGUCUUCAAAGGGAAAUGAUGCCAUGGAAAGUGAUUUACUGGAAGAGGAGAGCAUAUCAAAGAAAUUAUCAGAUAUGCAUUUGCCACGUACACCAAUGGAUAGUAGUUUCAAUUCUAGAGUCCAUGGUCUAGUAAAUAGUGCUAUAGUAAUGGAGAAACUGUUGUCAGCCAUAAAUGUUCUUUACAACAAUAUGCACAGAUUCCUAAGUAAAAGAGAUGAUUGUGAUAUUUGUAGAAGAUUCGCAGAUAUGUUGCAUUACAAAAUUAUUCAAUUAGUUUCACUUAAGUCCCAAUACAGUUUUUGGUCAAAGAACAUUACAAUGGAGGAUACAUCAAUUGACUUAUAUUUAAAUAUCACCAGUGAGCUUCUAGAGAUGACAAACACUUUACGUGAAUCGCAGAGAUUGAAAUUGAUACAGUACAAAUUAAUGCAGAGAAAAGUUUAUUUUGAAAACUGCAUGACACAAUUGGUCAAUAAGCGUAGUUAUGUGGAUAAUGUGCUGACCCUACUGAUUGGUGCAUCUAGUGAAUUUCAGGAUAUAUUAAAAAUGGAAGGAGGAAACAUUGAAAAUUGCGAAUAUGGAAUGUUUAAUAUUCUCAUCAGCUUAUUAUUUUCUCAUGUUCGAGAGAGAAUAAUUGUAACACUCUUUUACUUGGAUAAUAUGGAAAGUUUAUUGCAACAUGAUAGAAUUAAAACAAGAAUUAAUGAACUUGAUAUUUCUAUUGCUAGAAAUGAGAAAUUUCUUAAGGACAUUUUUCCUGCCAAUAAGGAUCUACCAGACUUAAAAACCAUUGAAGUUGAGCAUGCAUAUCUUAUAGCAUUAUAUAAUGCUAAGUUAUUGAAAAUGUUGGCAUUGGAAAAUCGUCUUAAACUCACACCACAACAACAUGCUACACAAUUUCCUAAAGAAUUGGGACUAGGUCCUUUACAAAGUGGAAUGAAUCCUUCACCUUAUGUUACAGAACUUAGUGUGAAUACUUUUGAACCUCCUACAGAAAUACCAAUUUGUACUGAAAUACUUCGUGCAAAACAUUUGAUAAAUAGUUCAGAAGCAAUAGAGAGCAGUAGUUCAACAUUUCACCCACAACAUGUAUUGAAUAAUGUAACACCUGAUGAAUAUGCUUUGAGGAUGUUAGGAAGUAUUGAACAAAUAGCUGUAAUUGCUGCUCCGCUUCCUAUAGAACAUAAAUCUCCUCCUGAUACACAUGUAAGAAUGCCUGCACAAUGUAAUCCAAGAAAACGCCCGUUUGUAACAACGGAUACUGAUCAAGUCCAGCAUACACCUUAUCGAUAUCCAAUACCAUCUACAUCGCAGGCUAUCGUACCACCACCUCUACUGCAACCACCUGCAAAUUUUGGAAUGCCUUUUAGAGGACCUGGUCCUGCGCUACCACAUAAAGUUCAAUUUAAACCAAAGUAUCAGGUACAAAAUCAAGGUCAAUAUGCAAUUCGCUCAAACCCAAUAUUUAAUGAAUGUCGUGAAUAUCCUUCAUCAUCUUGUUCACCUACAUCAAAUAAAUUUGGUAAACAGUUGCCAGGUCCCAGUGAAACUAAGCCACCUACAUCUGCACCAACAUCUCCAAAAAAAUCUGAGGAAUCUGCAUCUGAGGAAGGAUCUUCAGAGGAUGAAAAUGAAGAGGUUGUAGAACAACCACAGACUGCUGGACGGACGUCAGCUGCAUUACAGUAUUCUUUACUAGUUGAAGGUCUAGCUCUGAACAAGCCAAAUAUGCCGUCUGGACAUUGUCAAGAACAACAACAACAUGCACAAUCACCAACAGAAUCCAUAUCACCACGUGAACUUGUUAUUGAUGAGGAUCCAGGAUCAUCAGAUUCCAAUGAUGAAUUGUAAGUGUCAUUGGCACAACAUAAAUGUUUCCAUUAAAAUUAACAGUCCAAGUCCAUAGCAUCUGCAUGUGAACCAUGCAACCAUAUUUUUAUUCCUAACAUAAUGUUAUAUGUAAAAAAUAUGUUUAAAAUCUAUAUUUUUAUCAUAUUGCAGAUUUUUAUCUUUUAAUGUUUUAUCGGUGUUAAGUAUGUCAAAUAUGUGUAUACGCUUAACCAUAGCAGUAUUAAAUAUUCUAGGAGAUAUUACAAUAUAUACGAAUUUUUGGAUU